UCAGUGGAAUAAAUCAAAAUCGUUUCUGACACAGGAUAAUUUUUUGGUCAAUUAAAGUACUUAAGUCUGAUUUCUUUUUGUAUGUAUUUUUUCCUAUGAAGUGUUAGUUUAAAAGUAACUAUUGACCAGUGGAAAGCUAUUUGAAAAAAAUUGAAUUUGUAAUAUGAUAAGUUUUUGAACUAUUUUUAAAUAAAAUAAGUUAUUAUUUAAGGUGAAAUAACAUUUAUCAAACUAAAAAACCUAAAACAUUGGUAUUAGUGUAACCCUUAUAUUAAAGAAACACUUUGUUCAAAAGUGAAAAAUCAAUAAUCUUACGCAAAAACGGGCUGGAUACUUUACCACACCCGUAAUACAAAAGACACCCACAACAUGACGUGAUUGAGUAAAUUCGCUUUCUUGUCUUGAAAAAUAAAAAUUAAAAAUGGAUGGCCCAGCGUUUAAUGAAACUGAAUUAAAUUGCCAAUAUACAGCUCUACAAGAUUAUGAGCAAUAUCAACCAAGAUUCCCUAACUCUUCAAUCUACGUUACCAAGUCUCCUGAGUUGGCGGUUUCAAGAGCCGCUGGUCAAUGUUCGUACGGUUCGGAUCACAAUACAGCAAGUUUAAUCGGACCACAAGUUCAACUUGCUACUUCACAAGAACAAAAUGAGUCUGUAAUUCAAGAACGUUCUUCAGUUUCCACCGUAAGAUAUAUGCAAGCAGCACAGUAUGACGAAUUACCUGAUUACGGUAUUAAUGCUUGCCCUGUUGAGUCGCACUAUAUUGAGAAUCCCACCAUUGCUUAUGGAUACGUGUCAGAAGUUAAUUUUGACUAUCCGAUUGAAGCAAGCAACACCAACUCGUACUCACCAAGACCAUUGUUAUUUGAUAGCAAUCUUAAUGGAUCAGACGCAGCUCUUCCUUCGGAUGGAACAAGAGCAUAUGAAGGCCAUGCUGAUUACCAGAGCAAAAUGGCACAACUUACUCUAACUCCAAUGGAUUCGGUUUCACACAUAAGAGAUCCCAAACAUAUGCUAAUGGAAGGCUCAGGAAGUGACAUAUGUUCUACAAUGAGAUGGCGUGAUCCAAAUCUGUCAGAAGUUAUAAGCUUUUUAAAUAACCCAAAUAACGAAAUUAAAGCAAAUGCAGCUGCAUAUUUACAACACUUAUGUUAUAUGGAUGAUCCAAAUAAGCAGCGAACUCGAACAUUAGGGGGGAUACCACCUCUUGUGCGUCUGUUAUCAUACGAUGUACCAGAGAUCCACAAGAACGCAUGUGGAGCACUUCGAAAUCUAUCCUAUGGAAGGCAAAAUGACGAAAAUAAACGAGCUAUUAAAAAUGCGGGGGGUAUAACUGCCCUUGUAAAUUUGCUGUGCAGGACACAAGAGUCGGAGGUAAAGGAAUUGGUCACUGGAGUUUUGUGGAAUAUGUCAUCUUGUGAAGACAUUAAACGCUCUAUUAUUGACGAGGGCUUAAACGCAAUUGUUAGUAAUAUUAUUAUUCCCCAUUCUGGUUGGGAUGCGGUUUGUGCGGGAGAAACAUGCUACUCUACAGUUUUUCGAAAUGCUUCGGGAGUUCUACGUAAUGUCAGCUCUGCUGGUGAAUUUGCCAGAACCAGUCUUAGAAACUCUGAACAUUUAGUGGAGUGUCUAAUAUAUGUUGUGAAAAUGGCUAUAGAAAAGAAUAACAUUGGAAAUAAAACGGUAGAAAAUUGUGUAUGUAUUUUACGCAAUUUGUCUUAUCGGUGUCAAGAAGUUGAGGAUCCUAAUUACGAUAAACAGCCAAUGCCAAUACAAAGCCGGCCUUCAUCCAACUCUUAUAAAGGAGAAAAUCUUGGCUGUUUUGGGACAAGUAAAAAGAAAAAGGAAGCUGCUCAAAGCGAACAUCAGAUGGAAAAUAAUUAUACUCCCAGUACUUCAAAAAAUUCUGUGCCCAAUAGUUUAUCACACAAACGAUAUGAGCUUUUAUGGCAACCCGAGGUUGUGCAGUACUAUUUAGCUUUAUUGCAAAGUUGCUCUAAUCCGGAAACUUUAGAAGCGGCUGCAGGAGCUAUUCAGAAUCUUUCGGCAUGUUAUUGGCAGCCAAGUAUUGAUAUUCGGGCUACGGUUCGCAAGGAAAAAGGAUUACCUAUAUUGGUAGAACUUCUUCGUAUGGAAGUUGAUCGCGUAGUUUGCGCCGUGGCAACAGCUUUACGAAAUCUUGCCAUAGAUCAACGGAACAAAGAGCUUAUCGGAAAGUAUGCUAUGCGAGAUUUAGUCCAAAAACUCCCUACUGGAAAUCCACAGCACGAUCAAAAUACCUCCGACGACACCAUUACCGCAGUGUUAGCCACAGUUAAUGAAGUUAUAAAGAAAAAUCCAGAAUUUUCUCGGUCUUUGCUGGACGCCGGUGGUGUUGAUCGUUUAUUAAGUAUUACAAAGCAACGUCAAAAAUAUACUUCUUGCGUAUUAAAGUUCGCCGGUCAAGUUUUGUUCACAAUGUGGCAACAUCAUGAGCUACGUGAUGUUUAUAAAAAAAAUGGCUGGAAAGAGCAAGACUUUGUUUCAAAAUCAUUUACAGCUCAUAACAUUUCUCCAAACUCACCCAAUAAUGUAAACAACACUCUAAAUAGACCUAUGGCAUCGCAAGGCCGAACAAGAUAUGAAGAUCGGACGAUACAAAGGACUCAAAAUAAUGCGACUCGUAAUACUGCAGGAAAUGAUUUUGCAAGCUGUAAUGAGUCACCACUUCUUUGCCAAAUGACCGAUGACGCAUCUAGCAAUGGUGUAGGUAAUGAAUCUUAUCAACGGAGAAAUCAAAACCCUCAAACAGCUAUGUACAUACCAAUAAUGGAGGUUGGACGAAAUCAUUCCAAUUGAGAAAUUAUAUCUUUUAAAUACUUUUCAUAUUUCAUAAAUAUAAUAAAAUGCACUUACGAAUAUGUUUCAUAGAUGCUAUAUCGAUACCUCAGGGUGCAUUUGCUUUAAGUUAAAUUUAUUUAUUUGUCCAAGUUUUGCAGUUUUGUGGAAAAUUCGUGACUUCAUUUGCCGUGGAACCUAUAUGACAAACUUAUCCAAAUAAAUACACAAUAAACACAAUGUAAUGAACAUGCAA
This is a messenger RNA of Bactrocera tryoni, 3071 nucleotides long. It is a transcript of the gene p120ctn, whose product is annotated as catenin delta-2. Gene Ontology annotation, biological process: cell-cell adhesion; cell-cell junction assembly. The record is from RefSeq and is a predicted model, not a curated record. The coding region runs from base 422 to 2836 and encodes 804 amino acids. Gene Ontology annotation, cellular component: plasma membrane; nucleus; adherens junction. The transcript is spliced from 5 exons. NCBI's taxonomy places the organism in Eukaryota, Metazoa, Arthropoda, Insecta, Diptera, Tephritidae. Gene Ontology annotation, molecular function: cadherin binding.